Mollisia scopiformis is the source of this 1093-nucleotide messenger RNA. RefSeq lists its product as uncharacterized. The transcript is spliced from 2 exons. The record is from RefSeq and is a predicted model, not a curated record. NCBI's taxonomy places the organism in Eukaryota, Fungi, Ascomycota, Leotiomycetes, Helotiales, Mollisiaceae. The coding region runs from base 121 to 831 and encodes 236 amino acids.
AUAAACUUGCGAUGGUCCCACAAAAAAUAUAAACUGUACUGUAAUUGCUGACAUGAGAGAUUUUCAAGCGAAUAGCAUCAACACCGUCGGCAACAACACGACUUAAAAUGAAGAAGAAAGAUGCUGGACUUAUGCUGUCCGAACAAGGGAAUGGCGAGACCACAGAAUGAUCAUUGCUGUUGGUCUUACUGGACCAACCUGCGUUCAACUGAAAAGAUCCCAACAUGGCCUAUCUCUUGGCUAUGGCCAGCUCUGAUCGGUCCAGAACAGGUCAUCUCUUGCUCUCUUAUCGAUUCAUCGUCUAGGAAUCCCGGGAUAUCGUCUAUCGUCUAUCGUCUGUCUAUCGUCUGUCUAUCAUCUACCAUCUAUCGUCUAUCAUCUAUCAUCUAUCAUCUAUCAUCUAUCAUCUAUCAUCUAUCAUCUAUCAUCUAUCAUCUAUCAUCUAUCAUCUAUCAUCUAUCAUCUAUCAUCUAUCAUCUAUCAUCUACUAAAGACGAUCCAAGCGUAAAGGCGUCUCAGCCUCUUAUCGACGAUACCACGACUUAUCAGCCCACGGUCGCUGUUUGGCCGUCUUGUCUUGACUCUUGCCCGCAGAUUAAUGAUCAGCUUCCCACCAACGGAAGCGAGUCCCAGCAAUCCGGAACCAUCGUCCUUUGCCCAGCGUGCAGCAGCUGGCCCCAGUGCGCCCGCAGUGCGCCCCGCAGCAAACCACUGCAGCCCGAAUCCGUCUCGAAAGGGCAACAACGGGGGCGGAUCAGUGGCACAGCGUCUCGGCAGACUCCUUCCACCACACCCAGAUGCGAAGUCACAGCGAGACAGCCCGCCAGCUAGCCAGCCCUAAGUACCUAAUCUCGAGAUUGUCGAGGCCGGUCGGUCCACAGUGGCACAAUCCCAACCCCCAAGUCAAGUCAACCCCCAAGUAAGUCUCCGCUACUGUAUGGAUGGACUGAAAGUCUAUGACGCGCCAGUGCGCGCUCGCCCGACGUCGCGGUAAAGGGGACCUUCCCAGUGGAUGCCAUCCUGUGCUCGGCCAUGCCUUGCUAGUGAUGCUUGCCGUCUUAUCGUGCAAUUCGUUGGGAGCUGGCUCGGUGGU